Molecule: messenger RNA, 1255 nt
Organism: Daldinia vernicosa
Lineage: Eukaryota; Fungi; Ascomycota; Sordariomycetes; Xylariales; Hypoxylaceae
Product: polysaccharide lyase family 20 protein
Exons: 1
Coding region: 64-846 (260 amino acids)
Source: RefSeq, a predicted model, not a curated record
AUCACAGAAGUCAAACUUACUCUUCAUCACACUAUAAAGAAGAUCUAGCACACUCUUCUCGCUAUGUAUAUCUCUAAGAUCGCGGCGCUUGCGCUUCUUGCGCCUUGCACGCUCGUCUCCGCCGCCCCGUCCUUUAAAAACCACGGAACACUAGAUGGAUGGGAUGGAACCAACCACGAACACAAAGGAACCGUAACUCAGGUCGACAACGUGUCUUACAACUCAGGCUCGUCGAUCAAAGUGGUUCAGAUAUACGAUCCUGGCUACACCGGCAGAUACCACUCGGAAGUCUACAAGAAAGACGUCUACAAAGUCGGCGACGAGGGGUUCUACGGCUUCGCCUUCAGGCUGCACUCAACCUGGGACACCUCGUCCAAGCAAUCCUACAACAUCGCGCAGUUCAUCAGCAACCUGGAGGACAACCCCGACAACACGUGCGGGGACGGCUUCAUCCCCUCGAUGAUGAUGUGGGUCGAGGGCGACGAGCUGAAGAUCCGCAGCAAGGGCGGCAACAUGUGCGACAGCACCCUGAAGAAGUUCUCCGUCGGCACGAUCAAGCCGGGGUCUUGGCACCGCGUCGUCCUCCAGGCCAAGUGGGAAAGCGACAGCUCGGGCUACUACAAGGUGUGGUUCGACGGGAAGCAGGCGCUUGAGAAAUCCGGCCUCGUCACUACGUACAGGGACGCGCAGAAGAAGUAUGGCUUCCAGUUCCGCACCGGGUUGUAUGCUAAUAGCUGGCACGACGACAAGCGCAUGGAUGGCAACCAGGGCACUCGACAACUGUGGAUCGAUGAGGUUGCCAUCGGAGACAAGUAUGAGGAUGUGGACCCCGGUGUUCAGCAGUAAUCUUGUGGCAACUGUGUGUUGUUUCGGAUGAUGGCCUUUUUAUAAAAUGUUUGAUGAUUUGUAAAGUCUUUGGUAUUUAGUUAGAACGUUAUAAAAGCCAUUGUCUUUCUUGAUGUCUCGAAGUUGUUUAAUGAUCAAAUUUUGGAUUUUUAUUUGUAGGUUUAAGAAGAGUUGAGUGCACGCAUAAUAUCCGGGGUAUAAUUGAAAUUAGCCAAUAGGAGUUGUCUUUCGGAGGAAAAUAGGGAAUAUUCUGUUAAGUAAUCUCAUACAAUAGUACAGACCACGGUCCACGAAUAGAUCUACCCAAGUCAAAGUUAAAAAAGAUUAUUACUGGACACCUGACGUAUGUGACAUGUUUAGGUUAGGAGGUAUGAAAGGGGUAAAGGGUAAAUACCUCCUAUGUUUCUCC